AGGAGCUUCGAGCGGCGGUCGCGCUGCCGGCCCAGACCUGUCGGGAUCGGUAGCCGCAUGGCUGCGCCCAUCUCGGGUCGCGGGGCCCGGAACCUGCUGCAGUUCCUGCGGCUGGUGGGGCAGCUCAAGAGAGUCCCACGUACUGGCUGGGUGUACAGAAAUGUCCAGAAGCCAGAGAGCGUAUCAGAUCACAUGUAUAGGAUGGCAAUUAUGGCUCUGGUGACCAAAGAUGAACAUCUUAACAAAGACCGAUGUGUACGCCUAGCCCUGGUUCAUGAUAUGGCAGAAUGCAUCGUUGGGGACAUAGCACCAGCAGAUAACAUCCCCAAAGAAGAAAAACAUAGGCGAGAAGAGGAAGCUAUGAAGCAGCUAACCCAGCUCCUCCCAGAGGAUCUCAGAAAAGAGCUCUACGAACUCUGGGAAGAAUAUGAGACCCAAUCUAGUGCAGAAGCUAAAUUUGUGAAGCAGCUGGACCAAUGUGAAAUGAUUCUUCAGGCAUCUGAAUAUGAAGACCUUGAGAACAAACCUGGGAGACUGCAGGACUUCUUCAAUUCCACAGCAGCCCCACUACCUCUGCCCUAGACAAGGCCCUCAUUAUUUCUGUAUUGGACUGUUGUUAUAACCACCUCAUUUAACCCGCUAGGCUCAUGAGUUCAUCCUGCAUGUCUCGGUGCUUUCCUCCUUUGUAGAUAUAGGUAUCGUCACCUCUUUGUUUUUUAAACGUUUGUGGCUUUCCUCUUCUGACACUUUUUAAGUCGUCUGAACAGCUCUGCAGGCUAAGGCCACUCAACUGUCUGGUUUCCUCUCCUAAUCCUCCCUGUCACAGCUGAGCGUUCCCUUCUUUUUGCUCAAUCUGCCCUUGGUCUGCAGCUUGCCUUAGCGUUGUCACAGUCUGACCUGCAUUCUCCGUAAUGAUGUUCCUCGCUGGGUUUCUUUCCAAAACCACACUUGCCCACCCCACUCUAUCGUAAGCUGUUUGAGGGCUGAGACCAACCAGCUUUGUCUGAUCUGUCCUUGAUAUAGGUGAUGCUCAAAAUGUUUGACUUUGGUUCAAUGGAAUAAUGUUGUAAACCAGGGGUCAGCCAGCUAUAGCCCGGGGGCCACACUGGCUGCUGCUUGUCUCUAUCAAUAAAACUUUACUGAAACAGCCACGCUCUGUCUUUCUCUGUUGUCUAUACUGCUUUCACGCUACAGCAGCAGAGCUGAGUAGUUGGCAGCAAAGACCAAAUAGUUCACAAAACCUAAAAUAUUUACUAUCUGACUCUUUACCAAAAAAGGUUUGACCAAUGGUUGGGUUACUAGAUAGCAUAUUUCCCCAAUAAGGUAAUAAAAAUAUGUCAUGUUUAUGUUGUUCUUUGCAUUUUAAUACUAUUAUCUUCUAUUUUGCUACAUUCACAAUGAAAAAUAGAAAAUGAAACAUGAGAAUACUAGUACAGUCAAAAACUAUGGGAGCUGGAAGGGUCAUCUGGUUUAAACUCCACAUUUUAUUGAGGAAGAAACUUGAGCCUGGAAGGAGGGUGAUGUACCCACAGCUGAGUUGAGAUUAAAAUCCGCUGCACUUUCCACUCGGGUGCACUAUUUCCAGUAAAAAAAUUAGUAAACUUCAACAGUGUACAUGAUGUAAGAAGUGGUUUCUUACCAUUUCUUACCCUGGUUUGGACCAGGGUGGUAAUGGUAGAAAAAGUAAGAAGUCAGAUUCUGGAUAUAUUUUGAGUAUAGAGUCGACAGGAUUUGUGUAUGGGGGGGUUUAUGAGAGGAGUCUGAGGAUUUUGGACUUCCCACUAGACAGGAAAGAUGGGGGGAAGAAUAGGUUUGGAGGAAGAAAAUCAGGGGUCCCAGAAGCCAAGGGAAGAAAGUGUUUCAAGAGGGCAGGAGUAGCCGUCAGAUUAAGCAACACGGAGCUGAUCGGUAUCCUUGGUAAAAGCAGUUUUGGUGGAACGAUGGUAAGUCUGACAGCAUGACUUUUACACGGUGGGGCAGAGGGUGGCCUGGAAGCAACGAGGAGCGUGGAGGACAGGCUCUGGCCUGGUGGUAGGAGCUGCAUGAGACAGAAGACAGCUGCGGCUGGAGGGGCUGCAGAGAAAGCUGUAUCCUCAGGACGAGUAGGUGUCAGUUAGGGCAAGAAAGUGAAGGGGACAUUCAGAGAAGAGAUGGAGCCUAGCGAAUCAAUGGAAUAGAGUUAACUGUGGAAUGAAGAGCAAGCAACAAAAGGCACUGGCAAGAGAAGACAGUCAGGGAAGAAGAGACGGUGGGUUUAACCCCCCCCCCCCACGUGCUAGCCACCAUCCACCUAAGAUAGCUCGGAGCUUGGUCGCUGCCCAGGGCAGAAGCCCAGAGGGUGCCAAGGAGCCAGGAAGGCAGCGCAGACUAGCCGGUUUCAUUGCAGAUGUUUGCACUCUUGUUUGCGUCCUGGGACAGCCCAGACCCCCUGGUCUUCCUAUCAGUCUUUAUAUAUGUAGGUGCAUUGUUCCCCACAACUAAUUGCAGAUUCAGAAUGGACAGCGAUUGUUCUCAGUUCUCUGGACUCCAUCCUCCCUGAGUUUCCCUACAGUUCCUGGUAGGGGUAUUCAGAGGCUGCCUGGUGAGGUUUUCCCCAGCUCUGCCUGAGCUGUAGUUCUUUGCGUGAUUCUCAUCCUCAUGCUUGAUAGCAGCUGGGGUGACGUAGCAUAAGCUCCGAGGGGUUGCCUUUGGCCUCUCUCCAGGACCUGGAAUCUUACUCUGCGUUGGAGUGAAGUAUGGGUCAGAUCACAGACUCGAGCUCCUGACAAGCCCUAGGAUCCAGCUGGAGAAACUGAUGUAUUCACUUGUCAUUAUCUUUUUCCCCAUCUUCUUG
Molecule: messenger RNA, 2833 nt
Organism: Balaenoptera acutorostrata (minke whale)
Lineage: Eukaryota; Metazoa; Chordata; Mammalia; Artiodactyla; Balaenopteridae
Gene: HDDC2
Product: HD domain containing 2
Exons: 6
Coding region: 58-582 (174 amino acids)
Cellular component (GO): cytoplasm
Molecular function (GO): 5'-deoxynucleotidase activity
Source: RefSeq, a predicted model, not a curated record